CGACUCACAGGCAACGCGCGGGUAUCGGGUCGGGAAAUGGGUAUAUUGUUUCUUUUCCCCUUUUAGCGGUGUCCUCAGGAGGAGAAGAGAGAAGAGGCAAGGAGCGAGAUUGUAGGAGAGAUGACGACGAUUCGUAGAUUUUGCUGCAACGAUCUUCUUCGUUUCGCCUCUGUCAAUCUUGACCAUCUCACUGAAACUUUCAACAUGUCCUUCUAUAUGACUUAUUUGGCAAGAUGGCCCGACUAUUUUCAUGUCGCCGAAGGCCCUGGACACCGAAUUAUGGGUUAUAUUAUGGGAAAAGUUGAAGGGCAAGGUGAGUCUUGGCAUGGUCAUGUAACUGCAGUCACUGUUGCUCCUGAAUAUCGCAGGCAACAAUUAGCCAAGAAACUUAUGAACCUGCUCGAAGACAUCAGUGACAAGAUUGACAAGGCUUACUUUGUGGAUCUUUUUGUAAGAGCAUCAAACACACCAGCCAUAAAAAUGUAUGAAAAGCUUGAGUAUGUGAUAUAUAGACGGGUGCUGAGAUAUUAUUCGGGAGAAGAAGAUGGGUUAGAUAUGAGGAAGGCAUUAUCUCGUGAUGUUGAAAAGAAAUCCAUCAUCCCCCUUAAACGGCCAGUUACCCCCGAUGAAUUAGAGUAUGAUUAGCUAUGCCUUGUAUGGAAUGUCUACCCAAGUUUGAUGAUGAUGAAGCUUUACCAUAUGCACUUUGGAGUUAGGGAAGUUUAGGCAUCAAGAACUGCUUUUAGAAUGUCGUGUCAAAAGCGACUUGUUAGUAUGCAUAUCUUAUCAAAAUAUGGUUUGAGAUGUGCACUUAUAAAAAAGGAACAACUGGGAUGUGCUUAGGUUAUUUUUUUGCAUCCAUGCAAUCUAAUUUCUUUUGUUAA
Molecule: messenger RNA, 884 nt
Organism: Ziziphus jujuba (common jujube)
Lineage: Eukaryota; Viridiplantae; Streptophyta; Magnoliopsida; Rosales; Rhamnaceae
Product: N-terminal acetyltransferase B complex catalytic subunit NAA20
Exons: 6
Coding region: 121-645 (174 amino acids)
Biological process (GO): N-terminal peptidyl-methionine acetylation
Cellular component (GO): NatB complex
Molecular function (GO): protein-N-terminal amino-acid acetyltransferase activity
Source: RefSeq, a predicted model, not a curated record